Zingiber officinale is the source of this 2921-nucleotide messenger RNA. RefSeq names its product probable receptor-like protein kinase At5g24010. Gene Ontology annotation, molecular function: ATP binding; transmembrane receptor protein tyrosine kinase activity. Gene Ontology annotation, cellular component: plasma membrane; plasmodesma. NCBI's taxonomy places the organism in Eukaryota, Viridiplantae, Streptophyta, Magnoliopsida, Zingiberales, Zingiberaceae. The transcript has a single exon. The record is from RefSeq and is a predicted model, not a curated record. Gene Ontology annotation, biological process: protein autophosphorylation. The coding region runs from base 16 to 2718 and encodes 900 amino acids.
CAAGUAACUCAAUGGAUGGGAAACGUCUGCUUCGGGUGGAGCCCGCGUUGUGCAUUUUCUACGCUACGCACCCAAACUGUCCCCGAUGAUUCCACUCAGUCCAGUCGAAUUUUCCACGCGUCCAGGGAAUUCCGCAGAGCACUCUCUUUUUAUCUCCACGCACUUCUUCCCGGCGAUACCACCGCACCAAUGGAUCGCUUCAUCUUUUUCCUCCUCCCCCUCCUCCUCCUCAGGGCGUCCCUCCUCCUUGCAGACGAUUCCACCCAGUUCAGCCCCAGAUACUUUCUAAACUGCGGCAGCGAAUCUAACAUCCCCACCAACGACAGCCCCCCGCGAGAUUUUGUUAGCGAUUUCAACUUCGUCUCCAGCCGCCACUCCUACCCACUCUCUGACUCCUCGGUCCCUUCCUCCUCCGACCCUUUCUCCUCCCUCUACUCUACCGCCCGCGUCUUCACCGGCACCACCUCCUACACCUUCUCCCUCAACUCCACAGGCGUCCUUGCCCUUCGUCUCCACUUCGUCCCCUUCUCAACCGACGAUCAGAACCUCUCCGACGCCGUUUUCCGAGUCACCGCCCAGCGUUUCCUCCUCCUGGACAACUUCUCCGUCGCGUCCUCCACAGACCCCGUCAUCAAGGAAUACUUCCUCUGGUUCGACUCUACCGCCUCCGCAAACCUCGAACUCACCUUCGUCCCCGCUUCAUCUUCUUUCGCCUUCGUCAACGCCGUCGAGGUCUUCAUCCCCCCAACCAAUCUCUUCAAGAGCUCUUCCCCUGCAGAUUUAAACAAUCAGAAUGUGGAGACUGUCUACAGGAUCAACGUCGGUGGUGACAAGGUUACUCCAGUCAACGAUACCAUGUGGCGGACAUGGAUCCCUGACGACCCCUAUUUUUUUAGCAAGAACAUCACUUCGGUGGAAAAAACCAAUCCCAGAAAUAUCAACUAUGAUAACCAAGAAGCGACGAACGUUGUGGCUCCAGAGUUUGUCUACAGCACGGCUCGUGCCAUGAACAUUUCAGCAGGCAGGCGGAAUGGCAGUCCAAAUUUCAACUCCAACGUCACCUGGAAUUUCACACUGGAUGCGGGCUACAAUUACUUGGUCCGUGCACAUUUCUGCGAUUUCAUUUCGCAGGCGGUCCAAUACGACCCUAUGAUCUUCAACCUCUACGUUGCCAACAAGCCUACGGAGAUCAAUUCAAGAGAUCACGCUACUUCCUCUAGCGUGCCCUUUUAUCAGGACACAAGGACGGAGAAGCUGAGCUAUGGCUGGAUUAACAUUAACAUUAACAUUCCCCGGCCGAACCUAUCCAUGCAACCGGAUGCUGGGUAUCUUAACGGACUCGAAAUCUUCAAAUUCAACGAUGCGCGCGUCAGCGACAACAGCAAGAGAAGCGUGCCCGUCGCGGUCAUCGCCUCCGUUUCCGCCGGCAGCGCCGUCCUGCUGAGCCUCGUUGUCUUCCUUCUGGUACUUUUGGCGCGCAAGCAUCGUCGGAGAUCGAAGUCUCGGCCGCUGCUCCCGAAGGAGACAUGGUCGCCGUACCGCCGGGGAACGACGCCGCGGGGAAACUCAGUGGACCACUCGAGCAAGCCGACUGAAGAAUCUGCAGCGCAGACCGCGUCCCCCAGGGUGAAUCUCGACCUCAACAUCCCGCUGCUCGAGAUCAGGGCCGCCACCAACGACUUCGACGAGAGCCUCGUGGUGGGGAGAGGCGGAUUCGGGAAGGUCUACAAGGGCAUCCUCGGCGACGGCACCGAGGUAGCAGUGAAGCGGGCCAUGCCAGGGUCGAAGCAGGGAUAUCCGGAGUUCCAGACCGAGAUCCUCGUCCUGUCCAAGAUCCGCCACCGCCACCUCGUCUCUCUCAUCGGUUACUGCGAGGAGCAAUCGGAGCGGAUCUUGGUCUACGAGUACAUGGAGAAGGGCCCGCUCCGGAACUAUCUGUAUGGAUCCGACGACAAGCCGUGCCUUUCAUGGAAGCAGAGGCUGGAGAUCUGCAUCGGGGCUGCCCGCGGGCUCCACUACCUCCACACCGGCGACUCCCACACCAUCAUCCACCGCGACGUCAAAUCGACAAACAUCUUGCUCGACAAAACCUACUUGGCCAAGGUCUCCGACUUCGGGCUGUCCAGGUUGGGGCCUUCCAUAGGCGAGACCCAUGUGACAACCGGGGUGAAGGGCACCUUCGGCUACUUCGACCCCGAGUAUUUCAAGACGCAGCAACUGACCGAGAAGUCCGACGUCUAUUCAUUCGGAGUGGUGCUCUUGGAGGUGCUGUGCGCGCGCCCGGUAAUCGACCGGAGCCUGUCGCAUGAGCAGAUGAACCUGGCGGAGUGGGCGCUGCAUUGGCAGAGGAGGGGCCAGCUGGAGAAGAUCAUCGAUCAAAGACUGGUGGGGAAGAUCAACGCGAACUCGUUGAGGAAGUUCGGGGAGACGGCGGAAAAGUGCUUGGCGAACUACGGCGACGACAGGCCGUCGUUUGCCGACGUACUGUGGAAUUUGGAGUACGCGCUGCAGCUCCAUGUGACGGAACUGAAGAGGGAACCGCACGAGGACAGCGGCGCAGUGGAUUUGCAGAUCUCCGUGCCGGCGACGCGGCAGGUGGAUUUGACGGCCGCUGCCAACGUCGGCGAGGAAAAUAACUGGCGUACGAGGUGCAUUAUGCCGUUGGAUGCGUCGGGCAGCACCGUGUUCUCCCAAUUGGUCUCCACCGAGGGGAGAUGAAUGACAUGAUCGGGAAUAAGGGGCAGCACCGUGUUUUCCCCAAUAAGAACAGGAUGUGUCCAUGUAAUUUCGUUCUUCAAUAUAAGGGAUUUGUCGUCCUCUAAUCUCAAUUCCAAAAUGUUAGACGCGAUUUUACGUACUGUAAUACACUUGUAAUUUGUCCAUAUGAAUUGCUCAGUUCGAUCAAUUUUAUCAAUUUAAUA